Orbilia oligospora ATCC 24927 is the source of this 2127-nucleotide messenger RNA. RefSeq lists its product as uncharacterized. Gene Ontology annotation, molecular function: protein disulfide isomerase activity. The coding region runs from base 1 to 2127 and encodes 708 amino acids. The record is from RefSeq and is a predicted model, not a curated record. The transcript has 2 exons. Gene Ontology annotation, cellular component: endoplasmic reticulum. Lineage: Eukaryota; Fungi; Ascomycota; Orbiliomycetes; Orbiliales; Orbiliaceae.
AUGCGGCUGUCGGUGCUAUUCCUCCUCUCCCUGGGCUCCCGGAUAUUCACGUCGGCGUCACCAGCUCCUGCUGCUCGGCCGGACAAGCAGUAUAGUAGCAGUGAUGCCAUCGAUACUACGGUACCGGAGCUUAAGGAGCUAACACCCGACAAUUUCAAAGAGACUAUAAAGAGUGGUUAUUGGUUUAUAAAACACUAUUCUCCAUAUUGCAGGCACUGUAUUAUCGCAGGACCAGUCUGGCAGACGCUUUACGAAUUCUACCUAAAAUCCUCCCCCGCAACAGCUUCCUCUCCACACCCUGUAUCACCCCCUUCAUUCACCGAAACCUACGAUUGGCACUUUGCGAACGUAAAUUGUGCAAACUUUGGCGACUUAUGCAAUGAGAAUGGCGUCACGGCGUACCCAAUGUUCGGACUGUUCAAAGAUGGUGAAAAGCUUGAUACGUUCCAAGGAAAGCAGAACAGUAUGAAACUUUUGUCAAAAUUUAUGGAAAAGCACUUAGAGAAAAUCAAGCCCGGAUCACGACCAGCAGGCCUUGAACUCCCGAUACCUCCAACUCUAGAAGAAUUUCAAAAGACCCACCCCACCGAAAAGAAGCCCUCCCCUGCAGAAGAGACAGCCACGGCAGCAGCUGAAGCAGAGCCAACGUCCUCUGUCGAAGCACCGAAACCAAAGCCAACUCCUCCACCAAGGAAAGGACCAACCCCUAACCCUGAUGGCAAAUCCUUCACUCUUGACGCCUCAAACUUCCAGCGGAAGGUCCUUGAUUCCGAGCAAGGAUGGUUCGUCAAAUUUUACGCGCCAUGGUGCUCCCAUUGUCAAGCCAUGGCACCAGCCUGGAACACCCUAAGCUACGAAUUGCAGGGAAUGCUCAACAUCGGUGAAGUUAAUUGCGAAAUCGACCGCCGUCUCUGCAAGGAAGUCUCUGUCUCCGCCUACCCGACAAUCAUAUUCUUCCAGAACGGGGAAAGGAUCGAAUACAAGGGCCUCCGAGGUGUCGGUGAUCUCGUUUCCUGGGCUCGCAAAGCCGCUGACUCCGGUAUCAAGGAAAUCGGAGACGCCGCCGACUUUGAAGAGAUUCAAAAGAAACACGAUGUCAUCUUCUUGUACUUCUACGAUCAUGCAACUGUUUCCGAAGACUUUGAGGCCCUAUCGAGGGUUACAAUGCCCUUGAUUGGACACGCACCCCUUUAUAAGACGAAUUCCGACCAUUUGGCGAGAAAGUACCGUAUCACGACCUGGCCACAGCUUGUUGUUCUCAGGGAUGACCGUCCGACUUACUAUCCUGCCCUUUCACCUGCUGAUAUCAGAGAUACCAACAAAAUCGUGGACUGGAUGAAGACUGUCUGGCUCCCAACUGUCCCUGAACUCUCUGCCACAAACUCGCAUGAGAUCAUGAACGGCAAGACGGUAGUUUUGGGCAUUUUCGAUAGCUCUAAGGAAGAAGAUUUCAGAAUGGCUAAGGAUGAAAUGAAAAAGGCAGCUCAGCUAUGGUUUGAAGGCAAAGAUAAGGACGAAAAGCUCGAAAGACAGGAACUGAGAGAUAGAAAGCAACAUAAGAUCCAAGAAUCACUCGAUCGUGGGGAUGACCGAGGCUAUAGAAACGCCAAGGGCACACCGAUCGUGCUACCUAUGAGGAAAGAGGUCGGAUUUGCCUGGGUUGACGGUGUAUUCUGGGAACGUUGGGUCAAGCAAACAUAUAACAUUGAUGUUAAGGAAAUGGGUAAUAGGGUCAUUAUCAAUGAAGAGGAUAGGAAGAGAUAUUGGGAUACCAAUACGGAGGGAGAAUCGAUACUUCCGUCUAGGACCGCGAUUCUUGAUGUCGUUAAGGACGUUAUUAAGAAUCCGUACAAGUUGCAGGCGAAGAGUACAGUUGGAAGGUUCGAGAGGGCGUUUAGAUCCGCCAAAGACCAUGGAACGAGUCAUCCAGUGCUGACAAUAAUCGUUAUCAUUGUGGCUCUCGGAGGCGCAUACCUUUGGAGGAGCAGGAGACACAGAAGAGGGUUCGGUCCACACCCAGGAUUGGGAUUGAACCCCGGUAAGGAAGGUGGGUGGGGCCAAGGAUGGUUCGGAGGUGAGAAAGAUGGUAUGUUUGGAAGCAGCGGUGGCAGUGGGAAGUAUGACUGA